Nerophis ophidion (straightnose pipefish) is the source of this 10905-nucleotide messenger RNA. Its product is annotated as mucin-2-like. Bases 78 to 10604 code for a protein of 3508 amino acids. Gene Ontology annotation, molecular function: protein binding. The transcript is spliced from 10 exons. The record is from RefSeq and is a predicted model, not a curated record. NCBI's taxonomy places the organism in Eukaryota, Metazoa, Chordata, Actinopteri, Syngnathiformes, Syngnathidae.
AGUCUAAGUCAAGGUCCAAGUCUAACAGCAUCUUUCCAAAUAGAUCCAUUUUGGCGUCGCACACACUGUCAGCAAGGAUGGCUUUUGGCCUUCAAAAUGUGGUCUUGUUGCUUCUGGCAGGACAUUACCUGCACUCUGCAUCAGCCUGUGGUUGGGGCUCUUCUAAACCUAAAACCCCUACACCGAAGCCCACUCCCCCGAAGACCACUACACUAGAGCCCACUACAGCAAUGCACACUCCACCUAAAACCACGAGACCAGGACCCACUCCACCGAAAACCACUACACCAAUGCCCACAACACCAGUGCCAACUACACCAGAGACCACUACAACAAAGCCCACUACAACAGAGCCCACUGCAACAAAGCCCACGCCACCAGAGACCACUACACCUGAAACCACUACACUGAAUACCACUACAACAAAGCCCACUACACUAGACACCACUAUACCAGAGACCACUACACCAAAGCACACUACACCAGGGACCACUGCAAGAAAGUCCACUAUACCAGAGACCGCUAAACUAGUACCCAAUACACCAAAGCCAAUUACAACAGAGCCCACUACACCAGUGCUCACUACACCAGAGACCACUACACCAAUGCCCACUCUACCUGAGAACACUAUACCAGAGCCCACUACACCAAAGCAUACUACACCAGAGACCACUGCAAGAAAGUCCACUAUACCAGAGACCACUAAACUAGUACCCAAUACACCAAAGCCAAUUACAACAGAGCCCACUAUGCCAGUGCUCACUACACCAGAGACCACUACACCAAAGCACACUACAUCAGAGACCACUGCAAGAAAGUCCACUACACCAGAGACCACUAAACUAGUGCCCAAUACACCAAAGCCCACUACACCAGAGCCCACUACACCAGUGCUCACUACACCAGAGACCACUACACCAAUGCCCACUCUACCUGAGAACACUAUACCAGAGCCCACUUUACCAGAGACCACUACACCUAUGCCCACUAUACCAGUGCUCACUACACCAGAGACCACUACAACAAAGCACACUACACCAGAGACCACUGCAAGAAAGUCCACUACACCAGAGACCACUCAACUAGUGCCCAACACACCAAAGCCAAUUACAACAGAGUCCGCUACACCAGAGCUCACAACACCAAUGCCCACUCUACCUGAGAACACUACACCAGAGCCCACUACACAAGAGCCAACUCCCCCUGAGAACACUACACCAGAGCCCACUUUACCUGAGACCACUACACCAAUGCCCACUCUACCUGAGAACACUACACCAGAGACCACAACACCAGUGUCCACUACACCAGAGCCCACAACACCAGUGCCAACUACACCAGAGAGCACUACACCAGAGCCCACUUUACCUGAGACCACUAGACCAAUGCCCACUCUACCUGAGAACACUACACCAGAGCCCACAACACCUGUGCCAACUACACCAGAGAGCACUACAACAGAGCCCACUGCAACAAAGCCCACGCCACCAGAGACCACUACACAAGAGCCAACUCCCCCUGAGAACACUACACCAGAGCCCACUUUACCUGAGACCACUACACCAAUGCCCACUCUACCUGAGAACACUACACCAGAGACCACUACACCAGUGUCCACUACACCAGAGCCCACUUUACCUGAGACCACUACACCAAUGCCCACUCUACCUGAGAACACUACACCAGAGCCCACAACACCAGUGCCAACUACACCAGAGACCACUACAACAGAGCCCACUGCAACAAAGCCCACUACACCAGAGCCCACGCCACCUGAGACCACUACACCAAUGCCCACUAUACCAGAGACCACUACACCAAAGCACACUACAUCAGAGACCACUAAACUAGUGCCCAAUACACCAAAGCCAAAUACAACAGCGCCCACUACACCAGAGCCCACUUUACCUGAGACCACUACACCAAUGCCCACUCUACCUGAGAACACUACACCAGAGACCACAACACCAGUGUCCACUACACCAGAGCCCACAACACCAGUGCCAACUACACCAGAGAGCACUACACCAGAGCCCACUUUACCUGAGACCACUAGACCAAUGCCCACUCUACCUGAGAACACUACACCAGAGCCCACAACACCUGUGCCAACUACACCAGAGAGCACUACAACAGAGCCCACUGCAACAAAGCCCACGCCACCAGAGACCACUACACAAGAGCCAACUCCCCCUGAGAACACUACACCAGAGCCCACUUUACCUGAGACCACUACACCAAUGCCCACUCUACCUGAGAACACUACACCAGAGACCACUACACCAGUGUCCACUACACCAGAGCCCACUUUACCUGAGACCACUACACCAAUGCCCACUCUACCUGAGAACACUACACCAGAGCCCACAACACCAGUGCCAACUACACCAGAGACCACUACAACAGAGCCCACUGCAACAAAGCCCACUACACCAGAGCCCACGCCACCUGAGACCACUACACCAAUGCCCACUAUACCAGAGACCACUACACCAAAGCACACUACAUCAGAGACCACUAAACUAGUGCCCAAUACACCAAAGCCAAAUACAACAGCGCCCACUACACCAGUGCUCACUACACCAGAGACCACUACACCAAUGCCCACUCUACCUGAGAACACUACACCAAAGCCCACUUUACCUGAGACCACUACACCAAAGCACACUACACCAGAGACCACUAAACUAGUUCCCAAUACACCAAAGCCAAUUACACCAAAGCACACUACACCAGAGACCACUGCAAGAAAGUCCACUACACCAGAGACCACUAAACUAGUGCCCAACACACCAAAGCCAAUUACAACAGAGCCCACUACACCAGAGCCCACUACACCAGUGCUCACUACACCAAUGCCCACUCUACCUGAGAACACUACACCAGAGCCCACAACACCAGUGCCAACUACACCAGAGCCAACUCCACCUGAGAACACUACACCAGAGCCCACUUUACCUGAGAACACUACACCAAUGCCCACUCUACCUGAGAACACUACACCAGAGACCACUACAACAGUGUCCACUACACCAGUGUCCACUACACCAGAGCCCACAACACCAGUGCCAACUACACCAGAGACCACUACACCAGAGCCCACUACACCAGAGCCCACAACACCAGUGCCAACUACACCAGAGACCACUACACCAGAGCCCACUACACUAGUGCUCACUACACCAGAGACCACUACACCAAAGCACACUACACCAGAGCCCACUACACCAGAGACCACUACACCAAAGCACACUACACCAGAGACCACUGCAAGAAAGUCCACUACACCAGAGACCACUAAACUAGUGCCCAACACACCAAAGCCAAUUACAACAGAGCCCACUACACCAGAGCCCACUACACCAGUGCUCACUACACCAAUGCCCACUCUACCUGAGAACACUACACCAGAGCCCACAACACCAGUGCCAACUACACCAGAGCCAACUCCACCUGAGAACACUACACCAGAGCCCACUUUACCUGAGACCACUACACCAAUGCCCACUCUACCUGAGAACACUACACCAGAGACCACUACAACAGUGUCCACUACACCAGAGCCCACAACACCAGUGCCAACUACACCAGAGACCACUACACCAGAGCCCACUACACCAGUGCCCCCUACACUAGAGACCACCACACCAAUGCCCACUCUACCUGGGAACACUACACCAGAGCCCACUUUACCUGAGACCACUACACCAAUGCCCACUCUACCUGAGAACACUACACCAGAGACCACUACACCAGAGACCACUACACCAGUGUCCACUACACCAGAGCCCACAACACCAGUGCCAACUACACCAGAGACCACUACACCAGAGCCCACUACACCAGUGCUCACUACACCAGAGACCACUACACCAAAGCACACUACACCAGAGCCCACUACACCAGAGACCACUACACCAAAGCACACUACACCAGAGACCACUGCAAGAAAGUCCACUACACCAGAGACCACUAAACUAGUGCCCAACACACCAAAGCCAAUUACAACAGAGCCCACUACACCAGAGCCCACUACACCAGUGCUCACUACACCAAUGCCCACUCUACCUGAGAACACUACACCAGAGCCCACAACACCAGUGCCAACUACACCAGAGCCAACUCCACCUGAGAACACUACACCAGAGCCCACUUUACCUGAGAACACUACACCAAUGCCCACUCUACCUGAGAACACUACACCAGAGACCACUACAACAGUGUCCACUACACCAGAGCCCACAACACCAGUGCCAACUACACCAGACACCACUACACCAGAGCCCACUACACCAGUGCUCACUACACCAGAGACCACUACACCAAAGCACACUACACCAGAGACCACUACACCAGUGCCCCCUACACUAGAGACCACCACACCAAUGCCCACUCUACCUGGGAACACUACACCAGAGCCCACUUUACCUGAGACCACUACACCAAUGCCCACUCUACCUGAGAACACUCCACCAGAGACCACUACACCAGUGUCCACUACACCAGAGCCCACAACACCAGUGCCAACUACACCAGAGACCACUACACCAGAGCCCACUACACCAGUGCUCACUACACCAGAGACCACUACACCAGAGACCACUACACCAGUGCCCCCUACACUAGAGACCACCACACCAAUGCCAACUCUACCUGGGAACACUACACCAGAGCCCACUUUACCUGAGACCACUACACCAAUGCCCACUAUACCAGAGACCACUACACCAAAGCACACUACACCAGAGACCACUAAACUAGUGCCCAAUACACCAAAGCCAAUUACAACAGAGCCCACUACACCAGUGCUCACUACACCAGAGACCACUACAACAGAGCCCACUGCAACAACGCCCACUACACCAGAGCCCACGCCACCAGAGACCACUACACAAGAGCCAACUCCACCUGAGAACACUACACCAGAGCCCAAUUUACCUGAGACCACUACACCAAUGCCCACUCUACCUGAGAACACUACACCAGAGACCACUACACCAGUGUCCACUACACCAGAGCCCACUACACCAGAGCCCACUACACCAGUGCUCACUACACCAGAGACCACUACACCAGUGCUCACUACACCAGAGACCACUACACUAAAGCACACUACACCAGAGACCACUACACUAGAGACCACCACACCAAUGCCCACUCUACCUGAGAACACUACACCAGAGCCCACUUUACCUGAGACCACUACACCAAAGCACACUACACCAGAGACCACUAAACUAGUGCCCAAUACACCAAAGCCAAUUACAACAGAGCCCACUACACCAGAGCCCACUACACCAGAGAUCACUACACCAAAGCACACUACACCAGAGACAAAUGCAAGAAAGUCCACUACACCAGAGACCACUAAACUAGUGCCCAACCCACCAAAGCCAAUUACAACAGAGGCCACUACACCAGAGCCCACUACACCAGUGCUCACUACACCAAUGCCCACUCUACCUGAGAACACUACACCAGUGUCCACUACACCAGAGACUCCACCUGAGAACACUACACCAGAGCCCACUUUACCUGAGACCACUACACCAAUGCCCACUCUACCUGAGAACACUACACCAGAGACCACUACACCAGUGUCCACUACACCAAAGCCCACAACACCAGUGCCAACUACACCAGAGACCACUACACCAGAGCCCACUACACCAGAGCCCACUACACCAGUGCUCACUACACCAGAGACCACUACACCAAAGCACACUACACCAGAGAUCACUGCAAGAAAGUCCACUACACCAGAGACCACUACACCAGUGCCCACUACACUAGAGACCACCACACCAAUGCCCACUCUACCUGAGAACACCACACCAGAGCCCACUUUACCUGAGACCACUACACCAGUGCUCACUACACCAGAGACCACUACACCAAAGCACACUACACCAAAGACCACUAAACUAGUGCCCAACACACCAAAGCCAAUUACAACAGAGCCCACUACACCAGUGCUCACUACACCAAUGCCCACUCUACCUGAGAACACUACACCAGUGUCCACUACACCAGAGCCCACAACACCAGUGCCAACUACACCAGAGCCCACUACACCAGAGCCCACUACACCAGUGCUCACUACACCAGAGACCACUACACCAGUGCUCACUACACCAGAGACCACUACACCAAAGCACACUACACCAGAGACCACUACACUAGAGACCACCACACCAAUGCCCACUCUACCUGAGAACACUACACCAGAGCCCACUUUACCUGAGACCACUACACCAAAGCACACUACACCAGAGACCACUAAACUAGUGCCCAAUACACCAAAGCCAAUUACAACAGAGCCCACUACACCAGAGCCCACUACACCAGAGAUCACUACACCAAAGCACACUACACCAGAGACAAAUGCAAGAAAGUCCACUACACCAGAGACCACUAAACUAGUGCCCAACCCACCAAAGCCAAUUACAACAGAGGCCACUACACCAGAGCCCACUACACCAGUGCUCACUACACCAAUGCCCACUCUACCUGAGAACACUACACCAGUGUCCACUACACCAGAGACUCCACCUGAGAACACUACACCAGAGCCCACUUUACCUGAGACCACUACACCAAUGCCCACUCUACCUGAGAACACUACACCAGAGACCACUACACCAGUGUCCACUACACCAAAGCCCACAACACCAGUGCCAACUACACCAGAGACCACUACACCAGAGCCCACUACACCAGAGCCCACUACACCAGUGCUCACUACACCAGAGACCACUACACCAAAGCACACUACACCAGAGAUCACUGCAAGAAAGUCCACUACACCAGAGACCACUACACCAGUGCCCACUACACUAGAGACCACCACACCAAUGCCCACUCUACCUGAGAACACCACACCAGAGCCCACUUUACCUGAGACCACUACACCAUUGCUCACUACACCAGAGACCACUACACCAAAGCACACUACACCAAAGACCACUAAACUAGUGCCCAACACACCAAAGCCAAUUACAACAGAGCCCACUACACCAGAGGCCACUACACCAGUGCUCACUACACCAAUGCCCACUCUACCUGAGAACACUACACCAGAGACCACUACACCAGUGUCCACUACACCAGUGCUCACUACACCAAUGCCCACUCUACCUGAGAACACUACACCAGAGACCACUACACCAGUGUCCACUACACCAGAGACCACUACAACAGAGCCCACUGCAACAAAGCCCACUAUACCAGAGCCCACGCCACCAGAGACCACUACACAAGAGCCAACUCCACCUGAGAACACUACACCAGAGCCCACUUUACCUGAGACCACUACACCAGAGACCACUACACCAGUGUCCACUACACCAGAGCCCACAAGACCAGUGCCAACUACACCAGAGACCACUACAACAGAGCUCACUGCAACAAAGCCCACUACACCAAUGCCCACUCUACCUGAGAACACUACACCAGAGACCACUACACCAGUGUCCACUACACCAGAGCCCACAACACCACAGACCACUACAACAGAGCCCACUGCAACAAAGCCCACUACACCAGAGCCCACGCCACCUGAGAACACUACACCAGAGCCCACUUUACCUGAGACCACUACACCAAUGCCCACUAUACCAGAGACCACUACACCAAAGCACACUACACCAGAGACCACUAAACUAGUGCCCAACACACCAAAGCCAAUUACAACAGAGCCCACUACACCAGAGCCCACUACACCAGUGCUCACUACACCAAUGCCCACUCUACCUGAGAACACUACACCAGAGACCACUACAGCAGAGCCCACUACACCAGAGACCACUACACCAGUGCCCACUUUACUUGAGAACACUACACCAGAGACCACUACACCAGAGCCCACUACACCAGUGCUCACUACACCAAUGCCCACUCUACCUGAGAACACUACACCAGAGACCACUACAGCAGAGCCCACUACACCAGAGACCACUACACCAAUGCCCACUCUACCUGAGACCACUACACCAAAGCACACUACACCAGUGCCAACUACACCAGAGCCCACGCCACCAGAGACCACAACACAAGAGCCAACUCCACCUGAAACCACUACACUGAACACCACUACAACAAAGCCCACUACACUAGACACCACUAUACCAGAGACCACUACACCAAAGCACACUACACCAGAGACCACUGCAAGAAAGUCCACUACACCAGAGACCACUAAACUAGUACCCAAUACACCAAAGCCAAUUACAACAAAGCCCACUACACCAGUGCUCACUACACCAGAGACCACUACACCAAAGCACACUACACCAGAGACCACUACACCAAUGCCCACUCUACCUGAGAACACUACACCAGAGACCACUUUACCUGAGACCACUACACCAAUGCCCACUCUACCUGAGAACACUACACCAGAGACCACUACACCAGUGUCCACUACACUAGAGCCCACAACACCAGUGCCAACUACACCAGAGACCACUACAACAGAGCACACUGCAACAAAGCCCACUACACCAGAGCCCACGCCACCAGAGACCACUACACAAGAGCCAACUCCACCUGAAACCACUACAUUAAAUACCACUACAACAAAGCCCACUACACUAGACACCACUAUACCAGAGACCACUACACCAAAGCACACUACACCAGACACCACUUCAAGAAAGUCCACUAUACCAGAGACCGCUAAACUAGUGCCCAAUACACCAAAGCCAAUUACAACAGAGCCCACUGCAACAGAGACCACUACACCAGUGCUCACUACACCAGAGACCACUACAACAGAGCCCACUGCAACAAAGCCCACUACACCAGAGACCACUACACAAGAGCCAACUCCACCUGAAACCACUACAUUGAAUACCACUACAACAAAGGCCACUACACUAGACACCACUAUACCAGAGACCACUUCACCAAAGCACACUACACCAGAGACCACUGCAAGAAAGUCCUCUACACCAGAGACCACUAAACCAGUGCCCAAUACACCAAAGCCAAAUACAACAGAGCCCACUACAACAGAGACCACUACACCAGAGCCCACUACACCAGUGCCCACGCCACCAGGGACCACUCCACCAGAGCCAACUCCACCUGAAACCACUACACCAAAGCCCACUACAUUAGACACCACUGCACCAGAUACCACUACACCAAAGCACACUACACCAGAGAUCACUACAAUAGAAACCACUACACCUGAGCCCGCUGCAAGAAAGUCCACUACAACAGAGACCACUAAACCAGUGCCCACUACACCAGAGCCCACUACACCAGUGCCCACAACACCAGAGACAACUACACCAGAAACCACAACACCAAAGCCCACUCCACCAGAAACAACUCCACUAACGACUACGCCAACAAAGGCCACUACACCAGAGCCCACUACUCCAGAACCCACACCACUAACGACCACUCCACCAAAGGCCACUACACCAGAACCCACUCCACAGAAGAACAUCCCAUCAGCGACCAUUACACCGGAGCCCACUACACCAAAGACCACUCCACCAAAACCCACAACACGAGACCCCAUUCCACAGAAGCCCAUCCCAUCAGCAACCACUACACCAGAGACAACUCAACCAGAACACACUCUACCAAAGACCACUACACCAAAACCAACUUCACCGGAACCUGCUCCACUAAAGACGACUCCACCAAAGCCUACCACACCAGAUACCACUAAACCAAGGACUACUCCACCAAAGCCUACCACACCAGAUACCACUACACCAAGGACAACUCCACCAGAGCGAAGCCAAGACCAGCAGAACCCCAACUCCAAGGACACGGCUGACCUGUGGAAGGGGUUCUCACCCGCUGUGGUUCACAUGGAACUCUACCGCAAGACGACUCAUCCCGAGCAGGAAGACAUCAUGGCCAGAACCUCCUCGGACUUCACGGUGUCAAAGGACGGCCUCGUGGUCACCAGCGCCCACAGGGUGGUUUGUAUGGAUCGCGUCAAGGUGGAGCUAGAGAGUGGCGACACAGAGAUCCAAGACAGGAACGAGGCGACCGACAUCGCUCUGGUCGAGAUGGACGCAGAAAACGAGCUGCCGUUUGUUCGGCUGGGCUGCUCGGUGCUCGGUUCCUGGCUGGUGGCCAUCGGCAGACUGUCCCCACUCCAGACCAAAGGGAUCAUCGGAGCUGUCAAGGGUUGGGACGCCAUCAACGCCGACAACUCAGGAGGUCCUCUUGUCAAUGAAGAGGGAGAAGUCGUCGGCGUCAACAAAGACGACAUACUUGCUCAUUUGGAAGCCGCCAUUCCUUGGGAUGGGAUCAGGGACUUCUUGGCUGAGGCCGGAGGCGGCAGCAAGUACAUCGGUGUCAGGGUGACAGGCCUCACACCAAAGUUGGUCGGCAUGCUGAAGGACACCCAUGCAGACUUCCCAGAUGACACCAUCCUCCAAGUCUUUGGCUGGACUCCUGCUGUGGUCGCUGGAUUGCAUCCCACCGAUGUCAUCAUCAGCAUCAAUGGCGAGCGCAUGGCACUGACCAACGACGUCUUCGCCGCCAUCGAGCAAGAUGACACGCUGUGUGUGGUAGUGAAGUGCAGCAACGAGGGCUCCAUUCUCCCCGCUGUGGCCAAGAAAGUUGGCGGUUGAUCCUGCCGGCACCACCACCAGCAGGUAUCCCCACGAGAGGCGAGCUGGGGCACCAUGGAACACCUGCUGAGUUUGUGGUCGUUACUAACUUCCUCUUUGUCUUCUGUUCUAACACUGAGCCCAGGUACUUGGACAUUUCUACAAUUGGAUUUGUUUUCACUAAACCAAAGGUGCCAAGGUGUUUGAACCUUAAUUUGUGACUACUUUUUACCGUAUAUAACACUAGUACACCUGCUUUGUGUACUUUUGUAUUGCCCUUGCUGACUUCUGCAAUAAACUUUUUUCCCCAAGCAUCACAAAA